This is a messenger RNA of Owenia fusiformis, 1839 nucleotides long. Lineage: Eukaryota; Metazoa; Annelida; Polychaeta; Sabellida; Oweniidae. The record is from the annotation of a GenBank genome assembly.
UUAUAACAUAGUGAAGUCGACAGAAUCUUCAAAACCCCUGUUGCGAAUUCCAUCAUCAGAUUUGUUUUUUAAUCCAUUGCUCAUGGAUUCGCCAUUUUGCAUCACACUUUGAUUGGUGUCCGAUCUCGUAUUGUCAACAACGCUAUUAGUGUCACUGUUAACUGAUUCAAUACCGUAAGUUGAACCAUUUUUCACUACAUCUUUGCACUCAUCUUUGUUGCAUUCCGUCGUCCCAGUACCAAAUAGUUCCGCCUCUUUGAAAGUUUCGGGUAAUUGUCUAUCUUUCGUUUCUGGGAGAAGGAACGCCAACGCACCUGCAAUCAAAGGGAAAACUCCCAAAACAACAUACGGUAGUCCAUACCAAAUGCUUCCAAGUAGGGGAACAUUCGGACUUAUUAGGCCACCCACUCUUCCGAAACUGGAGCCGCUGCCGAUACCAACAUUUCUGGCGAUGGUAGGAAAUAUUUCACCGCUGUAUAGAUACAUCACCCUAAACACAAUGCCGAUGAGUAAGGCUCCACACAGGGCCGUGACUGUAGUUAACGCAGUUAUCUUUGUUGGUAGAAGGCCAAUCAUUGCCAGUGAUAAAAUCCCAUUGACGAUGAAAAACGAUAUUAUGAUCGACUUCCUGCCCAUCUUGAAUAACACAACCAACAGAAGCACUGGGGAAAUAAGAUCAGUUAGUCCGUUGACAAUGAAAUUGUUUAAAUAGAUGUCUCCGGGUAUCAAUGUGCCAAUGUUUAGUCUCAUAGCGUACGAACCAAAUACAACAGCAAACCACUGAAUCCAUAUUACUAUUGUCCUUUUCCUAAUGUUUGGAGUACGGAAUAAGUCGAGAACUGACACUUUGUUUUGAGCAUUUUUCAUCGAACUUUCUUUUUGCGAAGUCACUUCAUCGUUCAAGCUGAACUUUUCAGGCAUCUUCGCUUUAUUUAUUUUAGCAAUUCUUCUGCAUAUAUCUUCAGCUUCUUCAUAUCGUCCUUUCGCAAUUAACCAUCGCGGGGAUUCGGUUAAAAAGAUAACUCCAAUGAAACCAGGAAUGGUCACCAAUGCUGAUAUGAUCUGGAGCCACUUAUGACCUCGUACUAGGAACGCCGUUAACGUCAUAAACGAUCUGAGAAUGCGCAAUAUGGAAGCAUAGAGGGUAGCGUGUGUCCGAUGCACAGGUGGCAUCAACUCGAGAGUGAGGACCCAAAGACACGUGUACGCCCCGAUAGAAGUUAAAAGAGCAAGCAAACGCAUCGCCAAAAACAGGAUAAAAUUCUCUGAAAAUGCUCCACCGAGGAUUGCAGCGAUCGAGCAAAGAAUCAUACCGAGAGUUGUUCGCUUUCUUCCAAACUUAUCUGAGAUCAGCCCAGAGAGGAAAGCUCCAAAUAAAAGACCAAGCAUCUGGAAUGUGGCUGGAAGCGUAUACAUCCAAUCGUUUUCACACACAAGUCCAAAUUCGCUUACAACGGUUGAUUCUCGCACAGACUUAUCAAACACCCAUCCAUUGUUACAAGCAAUUUCAGCAGUUGUUCUAUUGCUCACCCAUGUGUCGAUCGUGUCUGGAUCAGUGAAAUUGAUUGCACUGUAGUUAUAGUUGAACAUAGUACAUUGUUUGUAUACCGUAUCGCCAAGGGGACCAGUUGUCUGGGGAAUAGCAAUUGACUUCUGCAUAGUUUCAUUCAAAUGUUGCAACUCAGGAACCUUGCACCAAUGGUCCAUUCUACCAGCGAUAAAUACAGUAAAGAGAUAUUGCCAACCAUUGCCUGCGUAGAAUAUAUUCCAAACUAUCAUGACUAAAAGCUGAAACCGUCCAAAUCCUCCAAACAGGACUAAUGCCUCGUCAAACUUCAU